Cinclus cinclus is the source of this 1259-nucleotide messenger RNA. It is a transcript of the gene FRG1, whose product is annotated as FSHD region gene 1. NCBI's taxonomy places the organism in Eukaryota, Metazoa, Chordata, Aves, Passeriformes, Cinclidae. Gene Ontology annotation, molecular function: actin filament binding. Gene Ontology annotation, cellular component: nucleolus; catalytic step 2 spliceosome; striated muscle dense body. Bases 16 to 789 code for a protein of 257 amino acids. The record is from RefSeq and is a predicted model, not a curated record. The transcript has 10 exons.
CUCCUGGAUCCAGCCAUGGCGGAGUACUCCUGCGUCAAAUCCACCAAGCUCGUCCUCAAAGGGUCGAAAGAGAAGAGCAAGAAGAAGCACAAGGAAAAGAAAAGGAAAAGGGAAGAGGAUGCAGCAGAGCAGCUCGAUAUUGUUGGAAACUGGUGGGCUGUCAGUAAUUUUGGUGAAAUCACAGGAACUAUAGCUAUAGAAAUGGAUAAAGGAGCUUACAUCCAUGCCCUUGACAAUGGCUUGUUUACACUUGGAGCACCACACAAAGAACGUGAUGAAGGCCCUAGUCCUCCUGAGCAGUUUACAGCAGUAAAGUUGUCUGAUACGAGGAUUGCUCUCAAGUCUGGUUAUGGCAAAUACCUUGGUAUAAAUUCAGAUGGACUUGUUGUUGGACGUUCUGAUGCAAUAGGAUCAAGAGAGCAGUGGGAACCUGUCUUCCAAGAUAGGAAAAUGGCAUUACUAGCAGCAAACAGCCGUUUUAUUAGAUGUAAUGAAGAGGGGGACAUAGAAGCCAAAAGCAAAACUGCAGGGGAAGAAGAAAUGAUAAAGAUUCGUACUUGUGCUGAAAGAGAAGCUAAGAAGAAAGAUGAUGUUCCACAAGAAGACAAAGGAAACGUUAAACAGUGUGAAAUCAAUUACGUGAAGAAAUUCCAAAGUUUUCAAGACAAAAAGCUUAAAAUAAGCAAAGAAGAUACAAAAGCCCUUAGGAAAGCCAGGAAAGAAGGCACUUUUCAUGAAAUGCUCCUCGACAGGAGAGCUAAAGUGAAAGCAGACAGAUACUGCAAGUGACAGCCAUCUCAUCCAUUUUCUUCUGCAACUUUGAUGGCAGCAUCAAAUUGAAGAAUAGUAAAAUAUUUUAUAAUUGCUUUUUUAUUUAAGGAAUUUUUUUAAGUAACUCCAGAAUUGUAUUAAAAUUUUCUCAAAUAUUAAUAACCCAGCUAUAAAAUCUUGUGAACUGUAUCACUUGUGAAUGCUUGGCUCAUGUUAAGGGAAUGGCUCCAACAAAAAAUUAAAGGUAUAUCAAUUAAGAAUGGUAUUUUAUUUGCCAUGUAACUUAAGCCUUGGGAGACAGACUGCACACUGAUUCAGAGAGAAAGCUCCCUGGCUUUUAGUUGCCUUUAGGACAAAAUCUAGAAUAAAAAAGAUUAUUGUUGGCAAAUAUUCCUGGCCAAAAUCAGGAAUUCUUGGAUAAAAGUGCAGCAUAGCUGUGAGGUGUGCUGUGGAAGAGAGGGAGAAAAAAGUUACUAAUUUUUCUGCAG